Molecule: messenger RNA, 1196 nt
Organism: Sphaerodactylus townsendi
Lineage: Eukaryota; Metazoa; Chordata; Lepidosauria; Squamata; Sphaerodactylidae
Gene: EXOSC8
Product: exosome component 8
Exons: 10
Coding region: 87-836 (249 amino acids)
Biological process (GO): U5 snRNA 3'-end processing; U1 snRNA 3'-end processing; nuclear polyadenylation-dependent rRNA catabolic process
Cellular component (GO): nuclear exosome (RNase complex); cytoplasmic exosome (RNase complex)
Source: RefSeq, a predicted model, not a curated record
GGACGCCGGCGAGCGCCCGCUUCGCCACUCCCUCUCUGGGCGGGCCUCCUCCCGUCCCUCCCAGGCCGGCAGGCGGAGCGGAGGCCAUGGCGGCGGCUGGCGGGUUCAGAACCGUGGAACCUUUGGAGUAUUACAGGAGGUUUUUGAAAGAAAACUGUAGACCUGAUGGGAGGGAGCUUGGUGAAUUCCGGACCACCACAGUCAACAUAGGUUCAAUUACUACUGCAGACGGCUCUGCCCUUGUGAAGCUGGGAAAUACGACCAUGAUAUGUGGCAUAAAGGCGGAAUUUGCAGCACCCCCUGCUGAUUGUAGCAACAAGGGAUAUAUCGUGCCUAACGUGGAUCUCCCUCCACUCUGUUCAUCAAGAUUUCGACCGGGACCACCGGGAGAAGAAGCUCAGGCAGCCAGCCAGUUCAUGGCCGAUGUGAUUGAAAAUUCACAGGUGAUAAGGAGAGAAGAUCUGUGCAUUGUAGAUGGAAAGCUUUCUUGGGUCCUCUACUGUGACAUUAUAUGCUUGGACUAUGAUGGGAAUCUUCUAGACGCCGGCAUGUGUGCUUUCCUAGCAGCUUUAAAAAAUGUCCAGUUGCCGGCUGUUCGUAUAAAUGAAGAAACUGGUUUAGCAGAAGUGAACCUGAAGGAGAAAGCUCCCUUGACUGUCCGGAAGGAACCGGUGGCUGCAUCAUUUGUGCUGUUUGACUCGCUGGUGAUCGUUGAUCCAACUCUGGAAGAGGAGGACUUGGCCACUGGGACUGUGACCAUCGUCACGGACGAAGACGGCAAACUGUGUUCUGUUCACAAGCCAGGUACUGUGCCGAGACUGUUUCAAGUGAAUUAGGAAAAACCCAGCUUUCCUCAAAGCAACUGACCCCAUGAAGCCCCCUGAUAGUAAACCAGGCCCAACUGCUCAGACUGCCUGUGGCUCGGCUGCCAGGAGGUUCAGUUGGAGAUGUUGGGGAUUGAACUUGGGGCCUCCAGCACGCCAAGCAGAUGCCUCCCUGCCACCGAGCCACAGCCCUUCCCCACGUCUUCCACUGACACAAUCUUUAGACAUAAACUGCAGCUCUCCAAGCAACCCAGGAGUGGCAAAGAGACUUCUUGGCUGAGAGGUGUCUUUUCAGAGCAGAGGUGGUUACAAUACAACAAACCUUUAAUACUGUUCCACCAGGCUUUUGGUGAGGCUGGCCGCGGAUUGUCA